Zychaea mexicana is the source of this 425-nucleotide messenger RNA. RefSeq lists its product as uncharacterized. The record is from RefSeq and is a predicted model, not a curated record. The coding region runs from base 155 to 367 and encodes 70 amino acids. The transcript has a single exon. Lineage: Eukaryota; Fungi; Mucoromycota; Mucoromycetes; Mucorales; Lichtheimiaceae.
GAAGAUACGAUUACUAACUAGACAUGGAUCAUCAUGUAUGUUGCCCGACGUCUGGUCAUCCUUUGUUCCAUUACUUUCACACUAAUGGUGAGUUAUAUCUUAAGUCUCUUCCACACUCUCCACCGGUAUACAUUGUCUAUUAGCCUGCCAACUGAUGUGUACUAAUUUAUUCUUUUCCUCUAUGUUGGCCUUUCCUUGCCCUCUCAUUCUCCUUAUUUCGCACACCCUUUUCUUUAUCGUCAAUUAUUCUUGUGUACACUCCAAAACUUGUAAUUUAUCUCUUCUUUUCCCAAUCCACGCACAGUCACCCCUCCUUGUUAUAAACUCUCAUGCAGAAAUCAAAUUGUGUUUCAUGUCUUGGAUAUGAAGACUCAACAAUAAAGUACAAUAAACCAUAUAAACUUUGUAGAAGUAAUGCGUUCCAG